Messenger RNA from Solenopsis invicta (red fire ant), 1695 nucleotides. RefSeq names its product sorting nexin-24. The transcript has 3 exons. Lineage: Eukaryota; Metazoa; Arthropoda; Insecta; Hymenoptera; Formicidae. Gene Ontology annotation, molecular function: phosphatidylinositol phosphate binding. The record is from RefSeq and is a predicted model, not a curated record. The coding region runs from base 199 to 705 and encodes 168 amino acids.
AAUGCUGCAUUCUGCAUCAUGCAGCAUCAUGUGGCAUCGCAAUCGUGUCAUUCAUGUCUAUUGCAGUCUCAGACAGUCUCAGACUAUUAGUUAUCGUUAUCAAAGCUAAAUAUUAUUUUAUGUUAAUCUUUAUACUGCAAAUUUAUCAUACAAGCACAUUUAUUUCAAGUGUUACUUCUGAAAAUUGUUAGCAAUGCAAUGUACGAAGCUUUCAUUAGCGGUUAUCGUUUAGCUGAUGUAUCACAUGGCAAACCUUAUUAUGUUUAUUGCAUCGAGAUUUUGGAGUCAAAGACUGGCGCUCGAUAUUUCAUCGAGAGAAGAUACAGCGAAUUUAGUGCAUUACAUCGUAAGUUGAAGAAAGAUAAUUCAGAUAUUGCACCAUUUCCGCCAAAGAGAGUAAGAAAUUCCCAACCAAAAGUAUUGGAACAGCGACGAGCAGCUUUAGAAUUGUAUAUACAGAAAAUGCUAAGUCUGUUAGCAACGAAACAGCAAGUCCUCAAUUUUUUGGGUAUAGAAAGCCAAGAAGCUGCAUUUCAUCAAAGAAUACAUAAAACUGCAGAUAAUUCAAUGCAUAAUCAUCCAAAUACAUUGGGGCAUCAUCCAGUUUUGACCUUCCAUUGUGAUCCAUAUGUCUCAGCUGACUCGAUUAGCAGUCUUUCAGAUGUUGUGACUAACGGUGUAUUACUAGGUAUAUAUAAAUCGUGAAAUUAUGAGUGAUUGCAAGGUUGAAAUAAGAUCACUUUGACAGUGGUAAGUAGGUAUAGAUAUUCAUUUAAAUGAAAGGAUGUAUAAUAACUCUGACGAAAAUAAAUAUCGGAGCAUUUACUUUUUAAAAUGCUUUUUUUAUAUUCUAAUUAAAAUGCUUUUUUUAUAUCCUUCCUAAAAGUAUUUACGCUUUUGUCACAAUCUACUCUUAUAUUUGAGUUAUACUCUGAUCUUUAUUUUCGUCAGAGAAUUGAUAAUAAAAUUUUUGAACAAAAAAUUUAUUUUUUGCGAAUAAGAUAAUUUGGUUCUUGGAACAAAGGCUGUAUGAAAUGUAUUCAUAAAAUGUAUUAUCAAAUAAGACUUAAAAUUCAAAACCUGGCACAGGGUUUGCAUAUGCGAAUUAACUGACUUUGUUAAAUAUAACAAUUGAGUUCUUGAUAUCUAUCACGAGAAGAGAAAUAAAGGAUUGAUUUUCUUAUAUAUUACGCGUUAGAGAGCGUCAAGAAUCUGUGCUUUGGCCUUUAUUGAAAAUAAUUUAUAUCAAAAAGAAAGAAUGACAAAUUAAAAAUUUUUAUUUUAUAUAAUAGAAUCUCAUUUAUGUUGUAUAGUAUAAAACUCAAAGCACAUCACACUUGACAAACGAACAAGCAAAAGAAAAUAUCGAAUGAGAUGAAAUUUAUAUUGUCAAGAAUUUAGGACAGUGCUAAAAUUAAUUACAACUUGAAUUUUCAUAUUCAUUGUUUUCCUCCCCUACGUUUUAACAAAUCUCGAGAUUUUAUUCUCUUUUGAUAAUAUUUAAAUGUGAAUGACAUAAAAUUUUAAAAUUUAUUCAUAAAUAAGUAUUUAUAAAAGUCAAAUUAUGUUUAUAAUUUAUACAAUUAUGUUUAUAUAUUUAUACAAAAAAAAUUGUAUCACCUAUCUUCUAAUAUGACAAACAUUGUAUAUAUGUAUGAAAUGUCAUACAGGAAAUAAAAAUUAAAUUAUACCAAA